AUGUGCGGACAUGAAUCAUCCAUUACCACUCAACUAGAGGAAAUCCCAAACCAGCUAACUACGCCCACCAAAAUACUGUCCCUGCUCAGAGAGAAAAAUUUCACCGAAUUCGUUCGAACUUUAAAUUCCAGCUCAUUCGAUGUGAAUCACUUUUACGAUGAACCGGAUAACGGAACUUUACUAGAUAUCGCCUGUCGUUCGAAAGGAUACCGCGAAUUUGUCGAUAUUCUCAUCGAGUACGGUGCCAAUAUCAACGUUAUAAAUGAAAAACGUGGAACUGCUCCAAUUCACGAAGCGGUGGCAUUUUCAGAUAUCGGGACUUUGAAAAUAUUACUGAAAAAUGGCUGCGAUGUUAAUCUGGUCGAUGGAUCUGGUCACACUCCGAUCUUGAAAGCUGUAUUCUUGGCUCGAAUCGAUAUGCUUCGAAUAUUAAUGGAAAAAAAUGAGGUUUCCUUGCAACCAGUUGAAGAUCAAACAAUAUUGCACGCGUUUCUUCACGGAUUGCAAGAAUUUGCUGGUGGUUCGGGAGUAACGAACCCCGAUGAGAAUGACUUGAAGAGGAAAUAUUGCGAAUGUUUGAGAUAUAUUCUAUACGAAGCACCUCGCAGCAAAUUCGAUGUAACUAAAGCUAUGCUAUCUGGUUUCUAG
Messenger RNA from Planococcus citri (citrus mealybug), 648 nucleotides. RefSeq lists its product as uncharacterized. The transcript has 2 exons. The record is from RefSeq and is a predicted model, not a curated record. Lineage: Eukaryota; Metazoa; Arthropoda; Insecta; Hemiptera; Pseudococcidae. Gene Ontology annotation, molecular function: protein binding. Bases 1 to 648 code for a protein of 215 amino acids.